Drosophila biarmipes is the source of this 1435-nucleotide messenger RNA. RefSeq names its product glucose-fructose oxidoreductase domain-containing protein 1. The transcript has a single exon. Bases 94 to 1248 code for a protein of 384 amino acids. Gene Ontology annotation, molecular function: nucleotide binding. Lineage: Eukaryota; Metazoa; Arthropoda; Insecta; Diptera; Drosophilidae. The record is from RefSeq and is a predicted model, not a curated record.
AGUUUGAUCGAUGUGGCAACGCUGGCCUGACAGAAAAAAUAAACAACACUCAUUUUCGCUUAAAUUCUUGGAGUCUUUGCCCAAUCUUAAGCGAUGCUGCCGGGCGUUGGAGUAUUCGGGACUGGAGAGAUAGCCAAUGUCCUGGUCCCCCUGCUGCGGGAGAAGGGAUUCGAGGUGCGGGCCAUCUGGGGCAGGACCCUGAAGGAGGCCAAGGAAACGGCGGCCACGCAGAAUGUUCAGUUCCACACGAACGUCAUCGACGAUGUGCUGCUGCGAAAGGAUGUGGACCUGGUCUUCAUCGUUUGCCAGCCCUUCCUCCAUGCAGAGAUCUCGGUGAAGGCCCUGGGAAUCGGAAAGCAUGUGGUGUGCGACAAGCCAGCGGGCCUGCACCAGCAGGAUGCCCUCAAAAUGGUGCGGGCGUCACAGUAUUAUCCCACAUUGAUCUCCCUGGUCAAUCAUCCCCUGAGGUUCCUGCCCGCCUUCACCCACAUGCGUCGCUGUCUGCAAGAGGAGCUGAUUGGCUCCAUCGGCGACGUGGUCCUCAUGGAUGUGCGCGUUCAGAUGGGAACUCUCUUCCCCGAGAAAUACAACUGGAUGUGCGAUGCCCAAAUGGGCGGUGGUGCUCUGAAUCUCGUGGGAUCUGUGGUGGACUUGGUCACCUUCCUGCUGCAACAGCAAGCCAUCCGGGUACAUGGAGUCCUGCGUUCCUAUACCAAGACCACGGCGGCCAUAAACGGCAUACGCCAGAUCACGGCACCGGAUUUCUGUAACUUCCAGAUGGAACUGGCAAGCGGAACUCUGGUGACAGUGGCUCUGCAUAGUCACACAGUGCCCGCAAAAGCGUUCUCCCAGGAGGUGCUCAUCUAUGGGAGCAAAGGUCAUCUGGUGGUGCGUGGCGGAGAUCUGUUUGUCCUCAAGGAGGGCCAACCUAAAGAGGAAGCAGUCUACGUAGACGUCCAGGACUUGCAUUUUGCCACCAAUAACUCAUUGUUACCACGACCCUAUAUCAAAGGGCUCUGCAAGAUGGUGGGAGCUCUUAAAGAAGCGUUCGGCAGCAAGGAGUCCUCCUGGGUUAAGGCUCCCGUGUCCACUGCCGCCACCUUUGAAGACGGCCUCUAUGUCCAGGCUGUGGUGGAGGCCAUCCGGAAAUCCAACGAAACCCGACAAUGGCAAAGGGUCCAGUUGUCCACCGAUAGUCCUUUAAAUCACGACCAGAUCAUUCGGUAUGCACGCAUGUCGACUAUGUAGGGAAUCGGACUUAAGUGCAAUAUCUAAUGGAUUCCAAUAUAUAUUUUUUUAUAUAAUAUACGUGUUUAGCUUUAAGCAUUCAAAUGGUCUAGGCUUUGAAGCCUUCGCCCCCAUCAUCAAUGUAAUUAACUUAUUGUGUAUUGCAUCCGCAUUUUCAACUAAUAAAAUUGAUUUGUUAGACAGCAAA